CGCUGUGCGGGCCGGGCCGGGCCUCUGCUGCCCCGGCCCGAGAGGGCGGCGGACGCGGACGGGAGGGGCCGGGCGGCGCAUGCGCAUGGCCCGGGGGCGCGGGGCGAGGGCACUCGCCGGGGACCCGAGUAGGGUCCCGGGACCAGGGGCCGCUCUCGCUCGGUGCCCCUCCAAGCGCCCGAGGCUGUCGGCGGAACCGGAGACCUCCUGACCCUGGGUCCUUCGGUGUCCCCUGGGAGGCCAGGCCCGCGGCGGGGACGUCGGUGCGCUGUGGAGUUCGGGUGUCACAGAGCUGGGGGGCGCUUUCGAGACCCCCAGGGACCCCUGAGGCGAGCCAGGGCUGGAGUCCCGGGCCCUGCCUCUGGGAGAAGUGACAAGCUCAGAAGCAAGACGGAGUCACCGCAGCUCAACAAAUUGAGCUAAAGGACUUCUAAAUCUUAAAUAUAAUACCUAAAAAAUGUAAAGAAUCCGGUGGAGUAGUGAAGUAGAGCUGGUGGAAAGAGGCAAGUCCAUCGUGUGACAAGUGUCUGUCACCGCAUCAGUGCCACUGCUCUGUAGGCUGGUGCUGAGAGGCUGGCCGGCCCCCUCUGGUCAGGAUGGUGGACACGGGAAGCCCGCUCUGCGUUCUCUCUGCCCUCGAUGCCGAUGACCUGGAAAGCCCAUUAUCUGAAGAGUUCCUUCAGGAAAUGGGGAACAUUCAUGAGAUUUCACAAUCCAUUGGUGAGGACAGCUCUGGAAGCUUCAGUUUUCCGGAAUACCAGUGUCUGGGCAGCGGCUCCGGAUCAGAUGGCUCCGUGAUCACAGACACCCUUUCACCCGCGUCCAGUCCCUCAUCAAUCACCUGUCCCGUGGUUCCUGGUGGUGUUGAUGAAUAUCCCAGCGGAGCCCUCAACAUUGAAUGCAGGAUCUGUGGGGACAGGGCUUCAGGCUACCACUACGGGGUCCAUGCAUGUGAAGGCUGCAAGGGCUUCUUCCGGCGAACAAUUCGGCUAAAGCUGGUGUACGACAAAUGCGACCGCAGCUGCAAGAUUCUGAAGAAGAACCGCAACAAGUGCCAGUACUGCCGCUUUCACAAGUGCCUUUCCGUGGGGAUGUCCCACAAUGCGAUUCGCUUCGGCCGCAUGCCGCGAUCGGAGAAGGCCAAGCUGAAAGCCGAGAGCCUCGCGUGCGAGCAGGACGCCGAGGGCCCCGGCGGCGCCGACCUCAGGUCCCUGGCCCGGAGGAUCUACGAGGCCUACCUGAAGAACUUCAACAUGAACAAGGUCAAAGCCCGCGUCAUCCUCGCGGGGAAGACCAGCAACAACCCGCCCUUUGUCAUACACGACAUGGAGACGCUGUGUAUGGCUGAGAAGACACUCGUGGCCAAGAUGGUGGCCAACGGCAUCCAGAACAAGGAGGCAGAGGUCCGCAUCUUCCACUGCUGCCAGUGCAUGUCAGUGGAGACUGUCACGGAGCUCACCGAGUUCGCCAAGGCCAUCCCGGGCUUCGCAAACUUGGACCUGAACGAUCAAGUGACCUUGCUCAAAUACGGAGUUUAUGAGGCCAUAUUCACGAUGCUGUCGUCACUGAUGAACAAAGAUGGGAUGCUGGUAGCCUACGGGAAUGGUUUUAUCACGCGGGAGUUCCUAAAAAACCUGAGGAAACCGUUUUGUGAUAUCAUGGAACCCAAGUUUGACUUCGCCAUGAAGUUCAACGCACUGGAGCUGGAUGACAGUGACAUUUCCCUUUUCGUGGCUGCUAUCAUCUGCUGUGGAGAUCGGCCUGGCCUCCUAAACAUAGGAUCCAUUGAGAAGAUGCAGGAGGGCAUUGUGCACGUGCUGAGGCUUCACUUGCAAAGCAACCACCCGGACGACACCUUCCUCUUCCCCAAACUCCUCCAAAAGAUGGCAGACCUGCGGCAGCUGGUCACGGAGCACGCGCAGCUGGUGCAGGUCAUCAAGAAGACGGAGUCGGACGCGGCACUGCACCCGCUGCUGCAGGAGAUCUACAGGGACAUGUACUGACCGCCGUGGGCAGCAGCACCCCUGGCGGGCUGACAGGGCACGCUGCUAUUUCCCCGUCACCGCUGGGGCAUCCCAGCUGUAGGGAACCAAGGACAGCUCCGCGUCUGGCUUGUCUUCAACCGAGCACGUGCCUGGGUCUCCGAGGCUGGUGGUCCAUGGCUGGGAAGAUGAGGAGAGAGCUGUUCACCAGCCUGACUGUAGCCCACCCCACGGUAAUCAAGGCACGUUGCCUUACAUCACACUAGCAGUCCUCCGUCUGACUGACUGGCCACCUCCAGCCAUGCAGCCCGUCUCCCCUGUACCCCGCUUCCGUGGUCCUGUGCCUUCGUAAAUUUUGGAAACUAAUCAGCACUUUUUAACAACUUUUAUAAUCCCCUACAUCUGGAUGCAGCCAAAGGUCCAGUAUUUAAAAAGCAGCACAAUAUUUAUUCGGAGACUUCAGUGCUGUUUCUCACAUCGGAAGGGGCAGCGGCUGCUCCGCAGUCGUAGCUGGAGGACUGUAAAGAACCCUUGGCUAAGCUAGCAGAGUGCAGCUCGCUUCGGGGCUGUGACAGGCACACGGGAAAGGCCUGGUUCAGGGUGAGCCAGGAAACCCCGGAAACGAGAGCACCUCUGGGCCGUUGGAGGCCACCAGGCGCCGCCCGGAUCCUCUGCUCCCUGCUCCCAGCAGACCUGGGCCCUCGGCUGUGUGUGGCCUCCGUGGUGUUUUUAGGGACAGACUGGGGAAGGAUCUGUGGAUUUUUCUCUGGGCCCCAUUUGGCGGCUCUUGUGUCUUUCCCUAUGUUGCUUUUUGAACCAUGGCACUCUUCCCCCUGGGCCCCCCGGGGACAGUAGAUGCUCCUGGAGUGGAAAUGAGGCAGACAUGAGUUCACAUCCUGGGCCGGGAGCCGCUGCUCACUUGGAGAGUGUGUCCUUCAAAGCGUGGCUUUACCUGGUCUCAGAUUUCAGACGCAGUUAGGUUAAGUCUCUUUCCCACCGUACGGGCAGUCUUCAGAAAGUUCAUGGAAAAUGCGUAUUACGAAAAACCUGUGCAUGGAUUUUUUUUUUUGACAGGCAGAGUGGACAGUGAGAGAGAGAGAGAAAGGUCUUCCUUUACCAUUGGUUCACCCUCCAAUGGUCGCCGCGGCUGGCGCGCUGCAGCCGGUGCACAGCACUGAUCUGAAGGCAGGAGCCAGUUGCAUGGAUUUUUAAACAAAUUUUGCACCAAAAGUAUCUUUUAAUUCCAUUUUCCACGAUCUUUUUGAAGUGUGCUAGGCUGUGUGAGGCAGUUUUGCAACACCUAAAAUAUGUGUUUUUGCCUUAAAGAGCAACCUCUCCACCUCAGGCAGCUGGGAAAGCCAGGUGGCUGGUGCCCUCUGUCCAGGGACUGCCGUCUCUUGCUGUCCAUGUGGCAGACAAAUGGCCCCUGCAGCCAGACCUGGGCUGAACGUGCCCACCGGUACACUUGCCAUGGGGCUGUAUCUUUGUUGGAUGCCCUCCCAUCCCUGGGCUGCUUUUAGAAAAACGUGGCUCUUCCAAGGUCAUUAUUAAGAAAUGACUAGGACUGAUGCUGCUGAAGGGCCCAGGGUCAAUGUGACGAAAACACAGCUGUGGACAGGACGUGGACUUCACGCAGAGGGGAGCGGAAGUUAGGGGCAUCACAUCCGUUUUGAAAAAUUCCACAUGUAGUGGAGUUUGGGGUUUUAUUUUAUUGUUGUGAAGAUCCAAUCAAAGGAUCCGUGGGCCAGCAGCAGCGGGCAAUCUGCCCAGUGUCUUAGGAAUCAGAAGCAAAGCAUUUCCAUGUGGGAUGCCAGGUGAGAAGGUGGCCGGCCUCCGGGCCACAUGGCACAUCCAGGAGCCCACGAGCUCCUGCACUGGCGGCGUCGGAGGCACCCAGGGCAGAGGCCAGAUUCCAAGGCCUCCAGGCUGGUUGCCUCACUGGCUGCGCAGGACAGAUAGCCGGGGCCUGGCAGAGCGAACGGUGGGACCCAGGCGUUCAGAGAAGCUGGUGGUUCUGCGUCCAUUUCCAUGAAGCCUGUUUAGGAGCUCCCCAUGCCCUGCCCAUAGCAGGAGCAGCCAAGCUGCGCCCCAGGCCAAGCGCUGACUCGCCACGGCUCAGCGGGGUCAAGGAGCACUGACCUCCAUCCUCCGGGGCCGACAAGACUUCCAGCGAUGCCGCCUAUGGCGCCACCACAGUGACCUCGCUGGCUCUUGUUAAUAGGAAGGAAAAUCACGUGUUCCCACUCAUUUGGAUAACAGGCACUAAUAGCCACUCAGUGCUAGAGCAUCUUGGGUUGAUUAAUCAGGAAUUUCUCAGGGCAUCCAUAAUCAAAUGUAGGCAGAUUACUUACUAGUCCAAAAUACUGUAGCAUUGCAGAUAGGAGUCACAGAGUGCCUGUGGCUUUCUGGGUUGCACAUCAGCAGAGGACUGGAGAGAUGUGGCAAGGGGGAGGAGAACACACGUGUGGAGCCUGCUUCCUCCCGCGGUGAGCACAGGACGGCCCCGCCUGACCCUCUCUGCAGCUCCUGGGGAAAGCCUGGUUCUUCCUCAGCUUUCAACAGCCACCAGCGCCCAAGUCCUUGGAGACCACCAAGUGACCAAGCCACCGGGCUGGCGUGCUGACCACAGCAAAGGAUGGCUGGGCUCGUCCAAGCUGGACCCCGCAGGGUGCAGGAACAGCAUGUCCUCCCCUGGCUGCCCUGGGCCCAGCCCUGCCUCCCAGGCACUGCCCGCUGGGCAUCCCACGUGCUGCCUUUUGUGGCCACCACACCUGGGCACGCCUGAGACCAUUCGGGCAGGAAGCCUGCAGUUAGAGCGAGUGGGCCCAGGAGCUUGGUCCUUGCCUCCACCUCGCUGCCCCCUUCCCCGACCUCCUCUGCUCUCUGAUGAGCUCCCAGCCCCUUCCCACAGUGUGCGUUUGCCCUACACACAGAACGAACCCACGGAGGGGCGGAGAGAAGCCCGGGGCUUGGCGCAUUCACAAGAACCCACUGCAGGGUCUCUCUGGUCACCCCAUGAGCACAGAAAGGAACUUCCUGCUUGUUCUGAUGCGCAUGCCCCCCGGGCCUCCUAAGAUACCAAGGGAAAGAACUGCUGCCCACAGCCUCCAAGGGCGGAGAAGCUCAAGGUCACAAGUCAGUAUUUGACACAUGAUGCUAAGCGAGCUGGAAUUAGCCUCUGCUUGUCCUGGCCCCCGUGUGAGCCGUGCUGUCCCAGCAGUCCUGGCGGUGGCGCUGUUAGAGGCCUCCCCAGUAGCUCUGUCCUCCGAGUGCACGCUCGCCCUUGCCUGUCAGCACACAGAUGAAGGGCAGGGGGUCCUUGUCUUGACCCAGUGGCCACCUGGGGUUUAAAGUGUCUCGCUGAGCUCCAUUUUAAAUCUGGGCCCACUGUCUCAACCAAAGAGCCAUUUUAAGUUCAGAACUCUGCGGAUCCAGACCAGACAUGGAAGCCACCCUGUGCACAGAAGUCCCAGAUUGCCAGCACGGCCCCUGGGGCAGGCUCACCUUGUGAACGAGUAGCCCUGGAGGACUUGCUGCCACGCACCUGACCUUCAUGGUCUUGGCACUGCGACCAUGGGCAGGGUUUCUUUCUUCUCUUUCUAAAAGUGGCCCAGCCCCUCUUAACUCCUGGUCCAAGCUGAUUUGUUCAGCUGCACCAGAGUUUCUUACCACCCGAAUCUCUGCAUGAGUCAAGGGGACUGUGUGGACCUUCCCCGUGCUGGUGGGAGCCACGGUGCAAGCCUGGGUUCAGAGGUCACCGGCUGAACAGAAAGUUGAGGCAGAAAGGGAGCUGGGCUGUGCUUGUCUUCGUGGAGCAAGCGACAAGUAAGUGUUGGGUAAUCGGCUCUGUGCUGCUGGCAGCCAAGGCGUGCCUUCCUAAGGGACCCCAUGCCGUCCACUCGCAUUGCCUUCCUCGCUGUGCAGAGCCCCUCUGCCUGGGAAGAUCCUGGCGUAGGCUCCAGGGGCCGAGGUCUGCACUGUCGCUGGCGUUUAUUCAUGUCGCUUGCCAUUUUAAUGGAGUGCAGGCCCCUGGCCUGUGAAACAGACAAGGGUGAGGAGAAAGGCAGUCUCACUCAACGCGCGUGGCCGUUAGAUCCCUCUGGAAGCUUUGCUCGGUAGACAGCGAGGGUCACCUGUGGCUUCCUGACUGCAUGAUGCCGUUUUGGGGGAUGCAGCAGCGGAGCGGACGGCAGGCUUAUGAAAACCUGGCCUGUGUGUGGCCCAGGGCAUCCUCUCAGAGCUGGCCCAGGGAUGUUGGCUGCCUGUGAGGUUUUCCUUCUCUCACCCUGGUGUCGGCGAAGGGGCUGUGUGGCACAGCUCAGCUGAGACACGCACGACCCACCUGUAGAGUCCCUCGCUGCCGAGGACAGACCAGAGCACAUCCUUGUCCAGCCCUGCGUCUCGCCCAAAGCCACUGGGAACACCUAGUACGUGAGUGGCCCCUGGCUGUUCGAUGCCUUAUUUGCAGUCAAUCAACCCUUCGAUGAGAAACAGCGAUUUUUACAUCACAGGCAGCAAAAGUCAGGUGUGGGGUUUUUUGGUUUGUUUGUUUUUUGUCUUCUAAGGAAAAGAAACUUUGCUAGUUUGAAAAAGUGUCCUUGUUUUUGUCCAGAGAAGGGGACACACUAGCCAUGGCCUCUUCCAGGAGCCAGCAUCCAGAACUUGGGAAUUUGAUGAGGCCCCGGGCAGGGGACUCUCUGGGCACCUCUCCCAGAGAGGGUUGGGCUAGUGAGUGGCUGAUCUCAUGGUAAAAUCACUAUGUUUGGAAAAUGCACUUUUUUAAAGGCAUAGUUGGCUCAUGUUUCAGGCAUCAGAAGAAACGUACCUCACAAAUGACCACCACUUAGUGCCUUCCGUGGUGAUCACGGCACUCGUGAUGAGUAGCACUAUUUUUCUACACUGUACCAUGAAAGAACUGUCAAUAGCUAGAUCAUAAAUACUGUGAUUGAAAUCUUUUUUAAAAACCAUCCUAAUGCGAGUAUUUUACUGACAAUCAUGCAUCUAAUCACAAACAUUUGGAUCUCUUGAAAUCCGUGUUGAUGUAUACCCUUCAAAGCCGGACUUCCGAACCUCCUGGCACACAGAAGCCACAGUAAGGCGACAGCUGCACUACACCCGUGCACACCCGCCGAAGCUCCGGAGCCAGGCAGAAUUUACUCUGCAUGUGCAGGAAGUGCACACGUGGCCUUGCACGCACUCCCAGCAGCAAGGCCUGCUCCAACCUGACGUCAGAGGCCCGGACUGCACACACUGGGCUGUGCUGAAGACCACCUCCUCCUGCCGCCUGGCGCACAGCUCCCUGCUAUCCAGGGAGUGACAACCCGGGUCAUCACCAAAGAGCCCUGGCAAGUGGCAAGACCCCGACAGAAGCGGCUGACACCUGCCGCCCCUUCCAUGUGGCUCAACCAGAAGCCUAGAGCAGAAACCACAGAUCUCGCAAGUCUCCCUACGUGUCGUCAGUGUCUUGGCCAAGCUUCUGUCGCUGCAGUGUUUGUAACACGUGUGGGAGCCACAGUAGUGCCGUGCUCAAACCCCAAGGGACAGGGUGUGCAGGACAAGCUCAGGGUCUGAUGGGUGCUUGGGUGCCUCACCCAGUGUCUGGAUCUUACAGCCCUGGUUCUGCACUAACCAGGAGCAGCUCCACGGCAGGAAUGGCGGGGCAGGCUCUUCUGUCCGAGCAGGGCAGGUACGUCCGGGACCUCAGGAAUCAUGGGUGUGCGGAGAAGGGCAGAUGUCAUUCUCCCAGUCGUGUUAGCUGAUUGUUUCCAAGCAGUUAGAAGAUGGCUAUAAAAUAACCUUAUUGUUUAAAAAUCUGGGGUCUUCAUUUUCUGGUUAGGAGAUUGAACAGCCCAUCUGUAUCGAUUUCUGGAAAUUGGGAAUGUAUAUGUUUGGAAAGUCCUACUGUAAGACUGAUGAAUGUAAAGAGUUAAUUUCAGGGUACAGAUUUGCCUUAAUGGUUUUAAAAAAUAAACUAUUUUUAAAAAUUG
Messenger RNA from Lepus europaeus (European hare), 7969 nucleotides. RefSeq names its product peroxisome proliferator activated receptor alpha (gene PPARA). Gene Ontology annotation, molecular function: nuclear receptor activity; RNA polymerase II cis-regulatory region sequence-specific DNA binding; zinc ion binding. The transcript is spliced from 9 exons. Lineage: Eukaryota; Metazoa; Chordata; Mammalia; Lagomorpha; Leporidae. Gene Ontology annotation, biological process: positive regulation of transcription by RNA polymerase II; hormone-mediated signaling pathway; negative regulation of transcription by RNA polymerase II. The record is from RefSeq and is a predicted model, not a curated record. Gene Ontology annotation, cellular component: nucleus. The coding region runs from base 597 to 2003 and encodes 468 amino acids.